Molecule: messenger RNA, 3399 nt
Organism: Penicillium daleae
Lineage: Eukaryota; Fungi; Ascomycota; Eurotiomycetes; Eurotiales; Aspergillaceae
Product: DEAD/DEAH box helicase
Exons: 1
Coding region: 1-3399 (1132 amino acids)
Cellular component (GO): nucleus
Molecular function (GO): ATP binding; chromatin binding; ATP-dependent chromatin remodeler activity
Source: RefSeq, a predicted model, not a curated record
AUGGACGACUCAGUACCUGACACCCCUAUUCGGGGAAAGAAGCUUGCACCAGGCACCCCCGACGAUGAUGGAGACUACGAGACGAUCGCCACCUUGCCCGCGCAUACAAUUACCCCGUCACAGCGAUUGACCCAGGCAACACAACUAAUUGACAUGCCAUAUUCACGCUCGAACAAUACAAUUGUCCAGGUUGCUGCAUCCUCACCCACGGCUCCUGCUGCCUCCCCACCCACCCACCGUCCCCGCGGAGGACUUUUAAGCUCGCUCAUGGCUCCUUCUGGCACAUCCUUCCGUCCUCCAGCUACAACUGUUCGCCCGACGAAACGAACUCCCAACUUCGACAUGGAUGACGGUCCAACCUACCGAGGCGGGUCCUCGGAUGACGACGAGAAUCGUAUCGACAUCAAGCCUGCGAUGUUUGAGAAAACUGCUCGAAGCCCUGAAAAAGUUGCCGAGUCACCUGUCCGCGCGGAGACUGGCUCCUUGGAUCGCUUUAAGGAAAUUACUUCAUCCGCCAUGUACGACCCAACUACCGCGGGUGUGAAGCGCUCAGCCGAUCAGAUGAGCCCCGCCGAUGCUCCUCGGGGUGUUGCUACAAAGAAGCUUCGACAAGGCGCUCCUUCCCGCGCGCAACCUGUGAACGCCCAGAUCUCGACUGUGCUGGACAUUGCCGAUUUCCGAAUCCGAGUCAAAGUGGAGCGUAUUCUCAAAGUCAUGCCCACAAAGUCUGUAUCAGAGUGUGUGGAUGCUCUCAUGUCGGCCAAUGGAAACUACGAUAUGGCUCUGGAUCUACUCGCCAACGAACCUGUCCGCGCAAAUGGGAACGGAACCCGCAAUUCCGCCAUUGAAAUUGAAUCUUCAGAUGACGAGCUAAGUGCGGAGCCUGUCCGCAACAUUGGACAGAUGGUCAAGCAGAAGAUCAAGGCGCGUGGCACCAUUCAAGAUAAAUGGGCUGCUUCGAAUUUGCCGGCUACCUCUCAGAAUGAAGAGGGGGUGAAGCCUCGCGGUCGUCUUAUGCGCGGCCCUCGAACUCGUGAUUCCGCCACCCUUUCUGAUGCCAUCUUGAUCGACUCGGACGACUCGCCCCCAAAGAAGAAGGCUGGACAUCUCCAGAAGGGCCCUCGCCGCGCCCCCUCGCUCACCCCAGAGGCUUUGCUCACAGAUUCGGAGGAUUCCGAUGUCCUCGAUGAGGAUGCUUCUUCUGGCGACCUGGAGCAAAAAGUGUUGCGAUUCUUCAACACCUGCAAGUCCCACGACCUCGCCGACAUUGCCGCGAUUCCUGAGGAGACGGCCGACCUCAUCAUCUCCCAGCGCCCAUUCACCAACCUGGGCCAGGUACGUGAGGUCAGUGCCCCUGUCGAUGAGAACGCCAAACCCAAGGGCAAGGGCAGGGGCCGCAAAGCUCCCAAGCCUGUCGGCGACAAGAUCGUCGACAAGUGCCUGGACAUGUGGACUGGGUACCUGGCGAUCGAUGCCCUCGUUGCGGAAUGUGAAGCGCUGGGCAAGCCCGUGGCCGAAGAGAUGAAGAAGUGGGGGGUGGACAUCUUUGGCAAGCGUGGUGAUUCCGAGCUCCAGCUCACGAAUCUGGAAGGCUCCCACGAUUCGGGAAUCGCAACACCUUCCUCCAACCCCCAGUCUCCUGGCGAAGAGGAUUCGGACGAUGAGAUUCGACCCGUCGUCAAAUCUCGAAAGUUUCAGUCGAGUGGUCAGUCUGGUCUCAUCUCACAGCCAUCCAUUAUGGCCAAAACCUUGGUUAUGAAGGAUUAUCAAAUCGUCGGUCUUAACUGGCUGGCGCUGCUGUUCGAGAAGAAGAUGAGCUGCAUCCUCGCUGAUGAAAUGGGUCUCGGCAAGACCUGUCAGGUCAUCUCGUUCCUCUCCCACCUCUUAGAGAAGGGCAUCAAGGGCCCUCACCUGGUGGUCGUCCCUUCAUCCACCAUUGAGAACUGGCUUCGUGAGUUCAAGAACUUCUCUCCGAAGCUCGUGGUCAAGCCCUACUACGCGGGCCUGGCUGAGCGUGCAUACAUUCGCGAGCAGCUUGAAGAUGAGCGGGACUCGAUCAACGUCGUGGUUACCACCUACACCAUCGCCAAGGCCAAAUUGGAUGCAAAGUUCCUUCGCGAUAUGGACUUCUGUGUCUGCGUCUAUGAUGAAGGGCACAUGUUGAAGAAUUCUCAGUCGGUCCUGUACGACAAACUCAUUCGCAUCAAUGCCGAGUUCCGACUUCUCCUCACGGGUACCCCGCUGCAGAACAAUUUGCAAGAACUGGCUUCUCUACUCGGCUUCAUGCUGCCUGGAGUCUUCAAACAGCACAAGGAGGAUCUGCAGGCGGUCUUUGCCAACAAGGCAAAGACGUCUGAUGAAUCGCACGCAACGCUCUUGUCAGCACAGCGUAUCGAGCGUGCCAAAUCCAUGCUGAAGCCUUUUGUUUUGCGCCGGAGGAAGGUCCAAGUCAUUGACCUGCCCCACAAGCACUCGUAUGUUGAGUACUGCGAGAUGAAGCCUUCACAGCGGGGUAUUUACGAUCACGAAAAGGAGCAAGUCCGUCAGCUCCUCGAGGACCGCGCUGCGGGCAAGAAGACUGGCUCGAAAUCCGCCAACAUCCUCAUGAAGCUCCGCCAAGCCGCCAUCCACCCCCUCCUCGCCCGGCGUCACUACACCGAUGCCAUUCUCAAGAAGAUGGCUAAGAGCUGUCUGAAAGAGGAGAAAUGGGCUCUUUCCGAUCCAGCGAUCAUUGAGGAGGAGUUGCAGGCUUACAAUGACUACGAGUGCCAUCACAUGUGUCUUGAGAACCCGAGCUCGCUCGGCAAAUACAAGCUCAAGAAUGAAGAAUGGAUGGACUCCGGUAAAGUCGAAAAGCUCUGUGAACUGCUCACCCGCUUCGUCGCCAACGGCGACCGCACCUUGAUCUUCUCGCAAUUCACCAUGGUCAUGGACAUCCUCGAGAACGUUCUCGAGACUCUGCAGAUUGAGUUUGUCCGCCUGGAUGGCCGCACCAACGUUGAAGACCGCCAGUCCAUCCUGGAUGCAUUCCACGAGCGGGUGGAAAUCCCCGUCUUCCUGCUCUCGACCAAGGCCGGUGGUGCAGGCAUCAACCUGGCCUGCGCAAACAAGGUCAUCAUCUUCGACUCCUCCUUCAAUCCACAGGAGGAUGUUCAGGCCGAGAACCGCGCCCACCGUGUCGGCCAGACUCGCGAGGUUGAGGUCUUCCGCUUUGUCACUCGUGAGACUAUUGAGGAGCAGAUCUACGCCCUGGGUCGAACGAAGCUGGCGCUGGACCAGGCUGUCGCGGGUGAUGAUGACGUCGCCGCUAAGAAGAACGAGGAGGCUGGUAUGCAGGCUGUGGAGAGCAUGGUUUUUGCGGACAUGGAGAAGAAGGAUAAGCCGGAGGAGGAAAAGUGA